Molecule: messenger RNA, 548 nt
Organism: Talpa occidentalis (Iberian mole)
Lineage: Eukaryota; Metazoa; Chordata; Mammalia; Eulipotyphla; Talpidae
Product: histone H2A type 3
Exons: 1
Coding region: 61-453 (130 amino acids)
Cellular component (GO): nucleosome
Molecular function (GO): protein heterodimerization activity; DNA binding; structural constituent of chromatin
Source: RefSeq, a predicted model, not a curated record
CGCGCGGCUUUCACUUCAGCUCCGUUCCUUGCUCGCCUGAGUCCCCGUGCAACCCCGGAGAUGUCCGGCCGCGGCAAACAGGGCGGUAAAGCGCGCGCCAAAGCCAAGUCGCGCUCCUCGCGCGCGGGCCUGCAGUUCCCCGUGGGCCGCGUGCACCGGCUACUCCGCAAGGGCAACUACUCGGAGCGCGUGGGCGCGGGCGCGCCCGUGUACCUGGCGGCCGUGCUGGAGUACCUGACGGCCGAGAUCCUGGAGCUGGCGGGCAACGCGGCGCGCGACAACAAGAAGACGCGCAUCAUCCCGCGCCACCUGCAGUUGGCCAUCCGCAACGACGAGGAGCUCAACAAGCUGCUCGGCCGCGUGACCAUCGCGCAGGGCGGCGUGCUGCCCAACAUCCAGGCCGUGCUGCUGCCCAAGAAGACGGAGAGCCACCACAAGGCCAAGGGCAAGUGAGGCCGCGCCGGGCGGACGGGCCCCGGCCGGGCCCUGCGACACCAAAGGCUCUUUUCAGAGCCACCACCGCUUCCCGAGGAGAGCUGCACGCCGGG